UCGGCACGGGUGCGCACUGUGCGUAAAUGUGCCACGGGCUGAAAGUUGCCGUUUCUUUCUUCUACUGUUCUGCCUCAGAUUGGGCGAGAAAUACCGCGCGUGUUGUUGAACGGAGCGAUUGCAUUGUGUUGUUGCCGACCAAAACGAUGCGCAACCGCACAUCUACGGUGGUGGUGAUGAUGCUGAUGUUGCGGGAGACAAACUAAUUGCUUUUGUAUCGCAUAUCGGGGGGAAUGUGUGCAUGCAUUUAUGUCUUGUAAGGGUGUGUGUGUGUGUGUGUGUUCGCGUGGCCGGAUAACAGAUUUGUAGGCUAGAUCGUGGGCUUUGCUUUUCAACAACCCGGUGUAGUUUGUUUCAGCCCGCAGCGACCAUCGGAUUUGACGUGCUCACGAACGCAUGCAUGAGAUAUAUAGAUGGGUAUGCAAGGAUGCGUGUGGUUGGGAAAUGCAUGCGCUUGCAUGCUGCAAACUUAAUGCAUUUGCAUGCACGCACGAUGUACAUAUACCAUAGAUCUGCACAAAUCCAACUUGCAUGCAUGCAUGAAUGAAUGAGAUACCUUCAGAAUGCAUAUGCUUUUAUAAAACCGGCUGAUGCAGUUCCAUGCAGUGUAGUGCACCAAUGGCAUUGUUUACUCGCAGGAGGUGUGCGCAGCCCCGAAGUCAUGUCCAGAUCGGGUGACCGAACCUCCACGUUUGACCCGACUCACAGCGACACUCUGCUGCACGGUCUCAACCUGCUGUGGAGGAAGCAGCUCUUCUGUGAUGUGACUCUCACGGCGCAGGGACAGCAGUUCCACUGCCACAAAGCCGUGCUGGCGUCCUGCUCGCAGUACUUCAGGUCCCUGUUCUCCACGCACAUGCUGAGCAGAGAAGAUGGGUUGGCGGCGAAGGACCAAGGCAGCAGCGGCACCCCGUCCUCCUCCCCCGACGACAAGCUCCUGCCCAGCCCGCGCUCCACCAUCAACAACCUGGUGCUGCAGGGCUGCUCCUCCAUCGGUCUGCGGCUGGUGCUGGAGUACCUCUACACGGCCAACGUGACCCUCUCCCUGGACACAGUGGAGGAGGUGCUCUCCGUCAGCAAGAUCCUCAACAUCCCGCAGAUCACCAAACUCAGCGUGCAGUUCCUCAAUGACCAGAUCUCGGUGCAGAACUACAAGCAGAUCUGCAAGAUCGCAGCUCUGCACGGGCUGGACGAGACCAAGAAGCUCGCCAACAAGUACCUGGUGGAGGACGUGCUCCUCUUGAACUUCGAGGAGAUGUGCGCCAUGCUGGACGCCCUGCCUCCGCCCGUGGAGUCGGAGCUGGCGCUCUUUCAGAUGUCCGUGCUGUGGUUGGAGCACGACAGGGAGACCAGGAUGCACUACACUCCCGACCUGAUGAAGCGCCUGCGCUUCGCUCUCAUCCCUGCCCCGGAGCUGGUGGAGAGGGUGCAGUCGGUGGACUUUAUGAGGAGCGACCCGGUGUGCCAGAAACUGCUCCUGGAUGCCAUGAACUACCACCUGAUGCCCUUCAGACAGCACUGCAGACAGACCACAGCCAGCAGGAUUCGUUCAAACAAACGGAUGCUCCUGUUGGUUGGAGGCCUGCCCCCGGGUCCCGACCGCCUCCCCAGUAAUCUGGUUCAGUACUACGACGACGAAAAGAAGACAUGGAAGAUCCUUACAAUAAUGCCGUAUAACAGCGCCCAUCACUGUGUGGUUGAGGUGGAGAACUUCCUGCUUUUAUUGGGUGGAGAAGACCAGUGGAACCCUAAUGGCAAACAUAGCACUAACUUUGUAAGUCGGUAUGAUCCGAGAUUCAAUAGCUGGAUACAACUACCACCCAUGCAGGAGAGGAGAGCGAGUUUCUUCGCUUGCUGCCUGGAUAAGCACUUGUAUGUUGUUGGGGGAAGGAACGAGACAGGUUAUCUGUCUAGCGUUGAAGCCUUUAACCUUGAGACAAACGAAUGGAAUUACGUUUCGUCUCUUCCACAGCCGCUGGCUGCGCACGCAGGUGCCGUGCACAAUGGGAAAAUAUACAUCUCAGGUGGCGUUCACAAUGGUGAAUACGUGUCUUGGCUGUACUGCUACGACCCCGUGAUGGACGUGUGGGCUCGGAAACAGGACAUGAACACCAAGCGAGCCAUACACGCUCUCGCAGGCAUGAACGACCGCCUCUACACUAUUGGGGGAAACCACUUAAAGGGAUUCUCCCAUCUGGAUGUGAUGCUGGUUGAAUGUUACGAUCCUAAAGCAGAUCAGUGGAGCAUCCUGCAAACACCCAUCUUAGAGGGACGCAGCGGACCUGGGUGUGCUGUUCUUGAUGACAGUAUUUACUUGGUGGGAGGCUACAGUUGGAGCAUGGGGGCUUAUAAGUCAUCCACCAUUUGUUACAGCCCAGAGAAAGGCACAUGGACAGAAAUGGAAGGAGAAGUGGCUGAACCUUUAGCCGGACCGGCCUGUGCCACAGUCAUACUGCCAACCUGUUUACCAUUUAACAAAUAACUAUAUAGAACGCCGAAUAAUGCGGCCGAGAAGAGGAAAAACCUGUCGGGAUGGAAAGUCAAUCGCUAAACGAAUCAAAUAAAUGAGGAGACUCUCCCUAUGGAACGCC
Molecule: messenger RNA, 2591 nt
Organism: Sinocyclocheilus rhinocerous
Lineage: Eukaryota; Metazoa; Chordata; Actinopteri; Cypriniformes; Cyprinidae
Product: kelch-like protein 14
Exons: 8
Coding region: 548-2482 (644 amino acids)
Cellular component (GO): endoplasmic reticulum; neuron projection; neuronal cell body
Molecular function (GO): protein binding
Source: RefSeq, a predicted model, not a curated record